AUGGACGCCCCCGGCUGGAACAUUAGCACGGGCGCGGGCUCCGCACGUGAUGCCGCUGCCGCCGGGGCUGCCAGCGCCUACACUGGCCCGCUUACCGCCCUCCAGGACUUGGCCGAUGCCUUGCCCGGCUUCACGGCACGACUGCAGUCCAAGGAGCAGCUCGAUGCACUGCAACGGACUCUCCUACAGAACGGCGGCUCCGUCGAGCAAAUCGGCAUGUCGACAGAGCAGUUGCAGCUGCGCGUGAGCGAGCGCGUGGGCGAGGGCACGUUUUGCGUGGUUUUUCGUGGCACCAUCUUAUCCGAUGCAAGAACCAAGAACAACGGUCGAGCCGUCGCGAUCAAAUUUCUGCGUAACGAGUUUCGGAUGUACAAGAAGCUUGACGGGUGUCCUGGUAUUCCCAGGAUAUACACCUUUGGCGAGAUGGACCUCCAUAAGGUCCUGGUGAUGGACCUUCUUGGCCCUUCGUUAGAGACCCUGUUCCAGGAUUGCGGUCGGAGAUUCUCGAUCAAAACCGUUGCCAUGCUGGCCAAGCAAAUGAUCACAAGGAUACAAACGUUACACGCACAUGAUCUCAUCUACCGUGAUAUUAAGCCAGAGAACUUUUUAAUGGGCUUGCCGGGAACAGAUGCAGCAGAUUCUGUCCACCUUAUCGACUACGGCAUGGCCAAAGUGUACCGCGAGCCGGACACGAACAUGCACAUCCCCUCAGGAGAAUCGCAGUCCCUGUCCGGCACGGCCCGCUAUAUGAGUAUCAAUGCUCACUGCAGACGCCAUCAGUCCCGGCGAGACGACCUCGAAGCUCUCGGUCACGUCUUUCUGUACUUUGCACGUGGAAACCUGCCAUGGCAAGGCGUCAAGGCCCCGCAAAACGAUACCCGCCACGAUAUUAUGUGCGAGAAGAAGCAGGCGACCAGUAUCGACGACCUUUGUCGGGGCCUACCUCCCCAGUUCUCUGAAUACCUCGCUCACACACGUGGAAUGGAAUUUGAACAAGAUCCGAAUUACGACUACUUGCGGGGCCUCUUCACCAGGGUUCUAGAAGACCAACAGGCUGCCAAUGACAAUGUGUUUGAUUGGGUCAAAAUCAAGCACAGAGAAGACGAGCUGGCAACUGCUAAGAAGCCAGAACCAUCCGACACUUGCAGCCCAGCUGCCACACCGAUCGUCAUGCCUGCCGAAACGCCAUCUCAUGUUGUCAAAGUAACAGAGGAGCCCCAGCAAAAGGCCGCUGAACCUUCCGAGCCGUUAGAACGGCCUGUUACUCCGCAGCACCCUGUUCCUAGCAGCAACACUCGAGCAGGUGGGUAUCGUACCAUGAUCGUCGUGCCUCCGCCAGCAUCGCCGCCUGUUGGAAAGAGACGGCGCUCCGAGUUUACCUCGGACCUCAAACUACCACAGCGCAGCAUCCGCUCCAAGAAAACGGGCUAUUCCUUUUACGACAGUGAGUCACAGCAUACCUUGGCGACGCUUUACCGCGAUGUGGUGGCCAGGCGUUACAAUUUCCACCGUGCCGUCAAGCAAGGCAGACCCGGCAUGUCGUCGGUUGCGAGUGCGGCUGCUGCGGCUGCUGCUGCAUUGGCAGUACGACAUACGGCAACUCCUGGCAUAUACAGUCGGCCUGUGGCCCCUUUGCGCGCUAUGGGCGGAGCGUUAAUCCUCGCCCCAACGUUCACUGAGAUGCUCGACACGACGCUCGGAAAGGUGAUUAGUGAGCUUGAAGACAUAUCUGAUAAGCUCUUGCAAGACGGCGACUACUCUGGCGCAGCGCGUCUGCAUGAGUGGCUCGAAGAUGUAUCGGCCGCCACAAAAGAGGAAAUUCGGCGGCUCCGCCAGGAGCAGGAAAGGGAGCAACAGCGACGGCAAGAGACGGACGAGGCCGCAGAGAACAGAUCAAAUAUUCCUUUACAAGGCCCGGCGUCCAUGGCUGUGCCGGACACAUCGACCAUACCACCGCAAAAACAGACUUUGGUACCAUUAGCGGCCUUCGAUCCGGCCGACCCGCUAGAAGUGGACGAUGGCGAAGACGAUGACGGGGAUACUGCUUUUGACGAGAACACCCUGCGGACCCAGUUCCUGCAGAGGCCUGGCUCUUCUGCGUUUCCUCGGAGAACGGUAACGCGCAGGGUACCAGAAGUUGCACCGUCUUCGGCGAGACUACCCGCCGCGACGUCUCCGGCCCCUGACUCCUCGGCUGCUCGGCCGUAUUCAAGAGGCAGCCCCGCGGCGUCCGUGCGGUCGAGUCUGGGUCACCUUUCGCUCGGCAUUGAUGCCGAUAUCCUUGCUGCCGGCGACGACAAUGCCGACGAGGGAAGCGGUGACAAGAUUGAUGCCGACGACAGUGGCAGUAACGAGAUCUUGGAGCUGGUGUAUAGGACGGCAUCAGGCACACGUAAGGUAGUGCGUGUGGCAGGUGAAGGUGGCCCGAAGUAA
Sporothrix brasiliensis 5110 is the source of this 2433-nucleotide messenger RNA. RefSeq lists its product as uncharacterized. The record is from RefSeq and is a predicted model, not a curated record. Gene Ontology annotation, cellular component: cytoplasm; nucleus. The transcript is spliced from 4 exons. Gene Ontology annotation, molecular function: ATP binding; protein serine/threonine kinase activity. NCBI's taxonomy places the organism in Eukaryota, Fungi, Ascomycota, Sordariomycetes, Ophiostomatales, Ophiostomataceae. The coding region runs from base 1 to 2433 and encodes 810 amino acids. Gene Ontology annotation, biological process: endocytosis; signal transduction; peptidyl-serine phosphorylation.